Molecule: messenger RNA, 2051 nt
Organism: Rosa chinensis
Lineage: Eukaryota; Viridiplantae; Streptophyta; Magnoliopsida; Rosales; Rosaceae
Product: ethylene-responsive transcription factor ERF109
Exons: 1
Coding region: 87-626 (179 amino acids)
Biological process (GO): ethylene-activated signaling pathway; regulation of DNA-templated transcription
Molecular function (GO): DNA binding; DNA-binding transcription factor activity
Source: RefSeq, a predicted model, not a curated record
UGUACUUUUGGAUAAGAAAAUCAGGAUUCUUCUGCUUCCCAGCUACACUGAGCUCGGACUCAAAAAUCGAAAGCAGUGGGACUAUAAUGCGCUCGCAUUCCGGCGGUUUACCCAAGGAGCAGGAGCACGCUAUCAUUGUCUCCGCCCUCAAACAGGUAGUCCGCGGUGGCGUUAGAACAAACAAUGCACCCUCCCUGCCCCACCAGCCACCGCCGCCGCAGCGGAUCUAUUAUGCCUCAUCAUCACUUCCUCCAACGGAGGGCGCCGAUCAAGUCGUGAUACCGUAUUCGGAUUCUGACACGUGUCCGGUAUGUAAUAUGGAGACGGACGAUUGCCUUGGCUGUGGCUUGUUCCCGCCAAGCGAGCAAUACAAAGGGAAAGGGAAGAAGAUGAAGACUAGCGAGUACAGGGGAGUGCGGCAGAGACCAGGGGGCAAAUGGGCCGCGGAGAUUCGGGACCCGCGUCGCGCCAUUCGGGUUUGGCUCGGGACGUUUCAGACGGAGGAGGAGGCAGCCAGGGCUUAUGACACGGCGGCCCUCGAGUUUCGUGGGGCUGAUAGAGCUAAGCUAAACUUCCCCCCAUCCUCGGACACUGGUGGUACUACCAGUAGUAGAGCAUUUGACUGACGAGACCAAAAGUCCAGGAAGUCGUAGAUAGUAUUAAGGAACCAGGGUGCACUGAGUGACUGAGAUUUGCUAUUUUUGACGAUUUUGACAGUGUCAGCGGAUAUUGUGCGUACUGCGUACUACCAUAUAUAGUAGGAAUUUAUUCAGGUCAACCUACGCACAAUAUCCGCUUCUCUUUUCUGUUUCAUUCUCAAUCUCUGUUCUGUUUCAUUAUUUUUCCUCUUCUGUGAGAAUUCUGAGAUUCCGGUCUACGCGACACAUGGCAUUAUUUUAAUAUUUUUCCUCUUCUAUUUCAUUCUCAAUCUCUAUUCCAUCCAUUCUCCUAAAAAUAAAAAUAAAUCUCUGUUCCAUCAGUACACUCUUUUAUCCCAAUCAUAUACAAAAAGAAGCAUAAAGAAGCAAAUGGCCCUGCAAUCAUUCAAUCAUCUUCGCAACCAUAAAGAAGCAAAUGGCCGCUACUAUCCAUCUCCAAUACAUCCACUGAAUCUCUGGAAAGAAAGAAAAUUCAGACUGAAUCUGUUUUUUUUUUAAAUUUUUUUAUUUACCCCUUUUUACUUGAUCUCUUCAUCUUUGCCAAAGACCCGACAGAAUCUAAUGUAAUCUAAGGUUCUAAUCCUUCCGUGGAUUGAAUCUCAGAUUUGUUUCCUUGCUUUGCUUCUCUUUCUUUUUCUAAAGGCUGGGAUCUCCACUCUCUAAAUCUGCAAGCCAUUGAAGUGCUCCGCAUUAUUCGGAGAAGAAGAAAACAGUUUCGAAGAAGCGAAGAACCGUCGUGUUCCAAUGUUCCGCCCGGCGGUACGUCUUAUGGACGUUGUCGUCGGACGGGUAGGUUUAGAAUCUCAGUCCACCAGUGAAGGACCGAGGCAGUGUCGGGGCUGGAGCGGGGAGGAACCAUGGAGGAUUUGUGGUCUUCUACGGGACAAUCUACAACCACAAGCAUGCCGUGGAGGGUGAUGGGAUAAUUGGAUCGUGGGCCUGUGUUGCUUUAAUGGGCUGGUAUCUAGUUUUCUUAUUUUCACUAGUUUAUCCUCGUCUUAGGUGUAUGUUUUCAAUUCCUACCACCUCUUGGUAAGGACAUGUGAGCUAUGUCCAGGUCUGCAUACUCAGUAUGCUUUAUCUAGCCUAACGAGAUGGCGGAUCAUGAAUUGGUUGCAACCUCAUAAUGGCAGGAUGAAACGACAUGUCGUCCGUUUUAUUUCUGAUUGUCAGCAUAUUGGGAUAGUUAUUUUAUUGGUUUUACGGCAUUGCUUGACAUGCCACCGUUAUUGUAAAGCAUAUAGAGUAGUCGGUAUGACACCCUUUGCUAUUUGGUGGAUGUAUGAAUAAUUGUAGUUGUAGAGGCGACUGUUAUUAUUCAGGAGGUUCUCUUGAGGUACAUUGUAAUAAGGGGUUUAGGCAAUAUGUCCCCCCCUGUGUAUUCAUCAGUUU